UGCUCCGAUGGACCUCGUGCAUGCUUCCUGGUCGUCAUCGCCAUUUAUGCAGUUACAUAUUUUGCCCUUACCCUGGUUAGUGGUGGUGUUUGCGUCCUUGGUUUUAUUUCUCGCUUCAAGACCUUAGUUCAGUUUGUUUGUUUAGUUUUGCAUGUCAUCGAACAACGAUUAUCGGAAGUACUGAGAGCCGGUGAACGUCUCGGCAUUUCUCCUGAAGAGGUACUGGAGGAUCUGCGCCAUCGUAAUCAGUUCGCAGAGUGA
Angiostrongylus costaricensis is the source of this 261-nucleotide messenger RNA. The record is from the annotation of a GenBank genome assembly. NCBI's taxonomy places the organism in Eukaryota, Metazoa, Nematoda, Chromadorea, Rhabditida, Metastrongylidae.